Messenger RNA from Staurois parvus, 291 nucleotides. NCBI's taxonomy places the organism in Eukaryota, Metazoa, Chordata, Amphibia, Anura, Ranidae. The record is from the annotation of a GenBank genome assembly.
ACACACAUACAGACACAUGUAUACACACACAGACACGUACACACACGCAUACAUGUACAUACACACAGACACAAGUACACACAGAAACACACACGCACAGACACAUGUACAUACAAACACACCCCUAUAAAAAGUUGCAGUACUUUGUUGUUCACUCACAGAGCUGGGUACUGCACUCUAGGGGGAGGCAGAGAGCACAGCACACACUCCUUCCUUUGCUUUCACUGCGCUCAGCUGUUGAGCAGUCUGACGGCUCCCAGUGCCAAUGACAGAUCCAGCCCUGAGUUCCGA